AUGGACCCCUCUAGUAUUCCAGGUGGCAGCGGUGGCUACGAGCUGCACCAGAAGCUGCGCACGAAGACAGUCCGCCUUCUUCGUAAGAAGAAAUAUGAGGAGGCGAUUGAGACGCUGUACAGCGGCUCGAUGCAGCUUUUGGACAUGAAGGAAGAAGGUAGUGCCUGUGAUCUGGCAGAGUACCUGCUGGAUGUGUAUACACAAGCAGAUGUGUCUGUGACAGACGAGUCGCGUGACCGUAUCACAAACAUUCUAGGCAAGACGACGUCACCGAUGUGGCGUAAGAAGACGAUCGCAGCAGCGAUCAAGUGGUCGACAGCCAAGGCAAAGCACCCUCUGGGUGACGAGAAGCUGCGUAUCUUCUUGGCUGACCUACUUCGUAAAGAUAAGCAGUACUUUGAUGCCGAGGCGCAAUUCAUCGCAGCGUGUGCAUUCAGCAGUGCCCCGGCCAAGGUGUUUGCCGAGAUGCUUCUGCAAUGGAAUGCAGAGUAUGCCGAGGCGCUUGCGGAGACAGACCCAAACAAGCCAAGUAAGGAUUCGGUGGAGCGUGUUCUUACUGGUACCUUUGCCUUACGCGGUUGGAUUCCGCUGCUGUUAGUGAAUGCUCCGAAGAGCGCAGAUGAGUUCCUCAAAGCGUAUGUGCAAGGUGCUACGCAGCGACAUUCUACGCUGCUUCUCCCUAUGAAGCCUAACCCGCGCGAAUACAAAUCGCCCGCCAAGGCUUCGACGCAUGAGACGACUAUCUACAUGACGGCCAGCCCGGCGCUCAACUUUUCGCAAAAUGCCAUUGCAUUGGUGAUGGAUGCGGAUGGAAAGAAGCCUGUACCUGAUGAGAUGAAAGUAGCGUGGCAGAUUCUCAUGCGGCAAUUCCUGCAAGAAGGUGGUUUGAACGGUUUGGAAUCGGUCUUGGAGCUUCUCUCGCAAAUUUCCACGCGUUACUUUGACUUGGAACCACCUCGCCGUCAAAUGGACAUGAUUUCGAGCAUGUUUUCGAGUAUGAUGGGAUCGGGCGGUGCGAGCGAGGCAGCGGAUGCGAAGACAGCCGUGUCGAUUAAGCAACUGCCACGACCUGCUGAGCCGGAGAAAAUGAAAAAAGAGCAUGCUUCUGCCUCAUCUGCCCCAGCAGCAUCGGAAGCGGAUGAGCUUGUGGACGACGAAAUGGAUUAA
This is a messenger RNA of Malassezia pachydermatis, 1167 nucleotides long. RefSeq lists its product as hypothetical. The coding region runs from base 1 to 1167 and encodes 388 amino acids. The transcript is spliced from 5 exons. The record is from RefSeq and is a predicted model, not a curated record. Gene Ontology annotation, cellular component: cytosol. Gene Ontology annotation, biological process: protein insertion into ER membrane. Gene Ontology annotation, molecular function: protein binding. NCBI's taxonomy places the organism in Eukaryota, Fungi, Basidiomycota, Malasseziomycetes, Malasseziales, Malasseziaceae.